Molecule: messenger RNA, 2753 nt
Organism: Pimephales promelas (fathead minnow)
Lineage: Eukaryota; Metazoa; Chordata; Actinopteri; Cypriniformes; Leuciscidae
Gene: cnp
Product: 2',3'-cyclic nucleotide 3' phosphodiesterase
Biological process (GO): cyclic nucleotide catabolic process
Cellular component (GO): cytoplasm; membrane
Molecular function (GO): 2',3'-cyclic-nucleotide 3'-phosphodiesterase activity
Source: RefSeq, a predicted model, not a curated record
CGCACAGAGCGUGCUGCUCAAGAGCCAGUGGUUUCCGUUUUGUUUCCUGAUUAUUUCUAGUGCUCGGCCAGGCGGGGGUUUUCAGCGCAGCGCUCUGGAGAAACGUGGAAUUUGGCUGUACGGUGCUUUCAACCUUUAGCCUCGGGAAACGGUGACAGCUUUUCAUACAUCUGCCUGCGUUGUAAUCAAAAGCGGCCAGCUGUGUAGCAAUGGAAGCUGAACAGAAUCAGGAAGUUCCAGAGGCUGUUGCAGAGACGCAGGAAGUGGCAGUGCAGCAAGAGGAGAAACUGGAGCCCAAGUCUGGAGAGGUGGCUCCAGCACCUUCAGAAGCAGCAGGUCCUCCAGAAGCGGCCUCUGAGAUGGAGCAUUCUGCUGAGAAGUUGCCAGAAAAGGAGAAAGCGACAGAAUCGGAAGCGCCUCCUGCCAAACUAUCUGAACCCGAGCUGGCUCCAGCGAAAUCUCCCGAGGAAACCCCAGCUGUCGAGUCAUCGGAGAAACUCCCUCAGCCAGAACAGAAGAAGGAAUCUGAGGAGCCACAGGUUCAAGUGAAUUCUGUACCCGAGAAGCAGGAGGAAGAAGCUGUGAAAGAGGAGGAGCCUGCCAAAGAGGCAGAGUCCAAACCCGCUGCUGUGGAAGAAGCCAAGCUAGAAGAAGCCGCUAAAGAAGGAGGAGAGGAUAAGGUACCACAACCAGAGGCUGAUGGGGUUCAAGCCGAGCCUCCAAAAGAGGCUGAGACCCAGCAGAAAGAGCCAGAGCUGCCUUUCUUCUUUGGCUGGUUCCUGCUUCCAGAGGAAGAGGAGCGAAUUAAGUGUGCAACCAUGGACUUUCUCAAGACUCUGGACACAUUGGAGGCCUUCAAAGAACACAUCAGUGAAUUUACUGGUGAGGCAGAAAAAGAGGUGGAUCUUGAGCAGUACUUCCAGAAUGCACUGCCCCUCCACUGCACUACAAAGUUCUGCGACUAUGGCAAAGCAGAGGGGGCAAAAGAGUAUGCAGAGCUACAGGUGGUCAAAGAAUCGUUUGGCAAGGCUGAUGAGCUCUCAGUCACUGCCCUCAUAGUGACCCCUCGUACAUUUGGGGCCCGUGUGGCUUUGACAGAAACCCAGAUGAAGCUGUGGCCCGAGGGAGCGGACAAGGAUGGCGUUGCUCCGGCCCUCAUGCCCAGCGUUGAGUCUCUCCCAGGGGGUAGUCGUGCCCACGUCACAUUAGGCUGCUCUGCCGGCGUGGAGUCGGUUCAGACCGGUUUGGAUCUGCUGGAUAUCCUGGCUCUGCAGAAAGAGGGCAAGGAGGGCACCCAGGUCGAGAUGGAGUUGGGCACUUUGUCCUACCUGAGCGAGGGCCGUUGGUUCCUUGCCCUGAGGGAACCGAUUACCGCAGACACCAUCUACUCUAGCUUCUCUGAAGAUAAGCCUACCAGUGACCAGGCCAAAAAGGAUGGAGAGAAGAAAAAGAAAAAGUGUACCAUCCUGUGAGUGGAAAGCAAGGAGGAGAAGAGAGGGGAAAGAAGACAUUUUUCCUAAGGGCUCUGGCCCUCGGUUGGCUGAGGAUGAUGUUGUGUUUUUGCAUGUGUGUAGGUGGAUUGCGUGUAUGUUUCGCAGCUUUAGUGUGUGCACAGGGAUGGCUUGGGGUGAUUUGGCAGGCAGCGUGAGACGCCAAAGCGGCCUGCUGGCUCCCGGGUUUCUCUUAGCUGGUGCCUUUUUUUGCUUUUUCCUGGCAACACAAGCUCAGAGGCCUUAGUAUCUGCCUUAAGGUCAUGGUUCACUUUGCUUUAGGAGCUAGUUCACACGGCUGAUUGGCCGCCACACCAUCCCCGUUCCCUUUACACGGGUACAUUCACGAUUGGUCUUCCUUACACGUGACCCAUGUAGAACACUUAGAUUUAGCACAACUUUACUGAUUUGUACUCUGUCCAAGCUCUCCGUUCUUGUUGGUUAGUCCAGAAACAAGGUUCGAACUGCCUUCAAAUUCAGUUUGAGGCUGUUUUGCUGUAUUUUAGAAGAUUUUCAUUCUAAAUUUACAUUUAGAUGUUCUAUUUCAGGAAAUAAAGAGCAUUUUGAUCUUUCAACAGAGGGUGUCUUGGUAUUGAGUAUAAAUCUGUUCGAUUAGUAUGUGAUUCUUUGGCGUCCCUCUCUUCUGCCUUUGCAGAAUGAAUUCUUGGAAAGGAUCAGCUCCACACAGUUGUUAUUCUCACUCCUCUGAUAGUGAUCAGGUGUGUGUGUGUGUGCGCCUUUUGCAAAAAAAAAACCAACCCACUUUAUUCUUCCGUUCAAUCAUGUAAUAUUUACAAAGAUUUUUCUUUUUAUCCAGUAAGACUACAUACUCUCUGUGACAUUUCUAUGCUAAAGUGUUUGUCUGUCCCCGUGAACAUUCUCCUAAACUGUCUUACCGUUUACACAGUGUUGGUCAAACCAUCGGAGACCUCUUUUGAAUUUACAGCCCAUGACGUUGGAUAAGACAUGCCUGUACUUCUCUUUAUUAUAGCUGUAUAGUCAGCUCUUUCAUAAAUCCAGUAUAUUCACGUUAUAGUAAAUUAUCUCACUCUCGCUCAGUCUCUUUCUCUCUCUCUCGUUUUGAAAAAAAUGUGCACUCUAAAUAAAUACUGUGACAAGCAUCUGUCUCGUGCCUUCCUCUCUUGUAGGUUUCUAGAUGGCCGAAGCCAUGUUUCUCGUAGUCUCUUUCAAGGCACAAUUUUUGCACUUACCUUGUUUUUCAUUUGUUUUUGUACACUUAAUAAAGAAUGUGCUUGGCUCUGA